Messenger RNA from Haliotis rufescens (red abalone), 2704 nucleotides. Its product is annotated as cubilin-like. The transcript is spliced from 17 exons. NCBI's taxonomy places the organism in Eukaryota, Metazoa, Mollusca, Gastropoda, Lepetellida, Haliotidae. The coding region runs from base 173 to 2218 and encodes 681 amino acids. The record is from RefSeq and is a predicted model, not a curated record.
AAAUCUACCUAAGUCACGGACCUGAAUAAAAUCACAGCCCAACCAAUCCAGGAUGUCCUCGAUGAAUUACGGCUACGGACACCCUCAUGUAUCUACCCUGAUUUAGCGAAGCGAAGAUAAUACGUGUGACUGUCGGGUACUCUGACAUGGACAGGCGGGACACUGUUUGACCAUGGAUCUCUUUUACCGGGUGCUGCUACUUCCGGUCAUUUUGAAGGUUGUCAUGGGGACAGGGUAUGACUGUAACGACACCGACCUCCACAUCAACGCCACAGCGGACCCACAAGUCAUCAGGUCACUUGACUUCCCACUAGACUACGCCAAUAACAUAUCAUGCAAGGUUCACAUCAAAGCUCCAACCGAUGGUCACGUGCUGCACGUGGAGAUCGUGUACAUGCAGCUGAAUAACUGGAACAGCACCUGCGGGGACCGUCUCAUUGCUUACGACGGCAACACCAGUGACGUCAGUGAGCUACACAGGUGGUGCGGAUCUGACAAGAUGGCUACGGCCACUUCCGGUGAUAGCCUCUUUCUGGUAUUCGAAACAGACGAUUUCCUGACCGACUCGGGCUUCAUGCUGCGAUUCUGGCAAGACGUUCCCACGACAUGCAGCCCUGGCAGUAGCAGAAACCUCACUAUAACGGACACCCCAGUCCUGCUGACAUUCCCCGGCCGCACCGUACAGACUGAACAGGUGGGGUGCGUGUACCACCUGCAGACCACGGACACCCAUCGCAUCUCACUCACCAUGCAGCACUGGGGGAACACGUCGCCGUCGCCGUCGCCGUCGCCGUCGCCGACGCCUGAGGGUUGCAAGUAUAUCCACCUGCAGAUAUAUGAAGGUUCACCGUCAGCCUCCCAACCCACCAUCUCCUGGUGCCUCUCGAACCCGCCCUUCUCACGUGUCUCAUCUUCCGGCGGGAGUCUCACCAUCGACUUAACUGACACGACACCUAAUACGACAUCACCUUCCCAGCUCUGCAACUUCACCCUCAUAGCAACCAGCGUGUUCGGCGAUGACGGUGUCGGUGUCGUAGAGGUGAGGACCUCCCCAUCCUACGUAUGGUUUUCUUUCCAGAUCCAAGGACUGAUGAAGUUCGUCUCGCGAGACAUCACGAAAACAGUGAGACUUGACGUGAUCAAUGCCAGCUGUACGCCAGACUGCUUCAAUGUCACUCAAGGGACCCCUGAUGGUAAACAACUGAUGGGGAUGGAUGCUGAUAACACAACGGUAUAUCGCAGCACGGGGCCAGUCAUCUACAUCAACAACCUCACAGACCAAUCAGAAGACAAACUUCUUCUUCGCGUGACGUCACUAGAGCGGGCGUGUAACGGCGGCGUGAUGAUGGUGAAGGCCUCUGAUAACGAAGCCCUAACGUCAGUGCUUGACAUGGCCGCUUGUAAAUAUAACGGCUACUUCAUCUACAACAUCACGACAGACCACCUUGACCACAUCGUCCAUCUGAAGUUGACCCGCAACCUCUUCAACACCACGUCUUCAGACAAGGAGUGUAAACACAGCUACAUCCAUAUAUUUGACGGUGACCCCGGCUCGCGUUUGUUACUGAGGUGGUGCUGGAAAAGUCAUUCCACGGUCACUGUCAGGGGAGACAAGAGUUAUCUCACCUUUGUGGUGGCGACAUCUUACGGCGAUUACCCUGGUCCUUUAACAGUGACACAUUUUUCUUUAAGAAAAAUGUCUAUGUGCAAACCGGGCCUGGUCGAUCUGAAAGCAUCAGCGGAUAUAACGAAAUACCUUCACUCGCCCAACUUCCCGGGCCCCUACGCUGUCAACAACGACUGCACCUGGAGGAUCUCGGCCCCGAGAAUCAACUACGUGGUCAUUGUGAACGUGGUCAAGUCCGACCUCCCCGACGACUGCAGUGACUUGGUGUACGUCAUCUACGGGCUCUAUCCCACGGACAAGGCAUCUGGUCGUUUGUGUGGACAGGACAGGGGUAAUUUCAGGAGCGUCGGGCCUUUCCUCGUGCUCCGAUUCACCAGCAAUUCGCUCGGCAACAGAUCUGGCUUCAAGAUCACUUACACCACAGAACACAGGACGGGCGGCCAGCGGACCGAGGGUGGUCCGCCGGUGGGGAUUAUAGCAGGUGCGUGCAUCGCGAUCUUUGUCGUCGCCGGUGUCAUCUACGUCUGCAUAAACGAACAACGUAAGCGUCACAAGAUGGCGAGACAAGAGAUAGAAGGCGGGACGUAUUAACGUCAUGUUGAAACAUCCAACGCUCUACUAACAUCAUCCACACGGGCCACCAUUCUGAAACUGUUCAGCCCUGAAUAUACUUUGAUGUGAAUGUGGGUCGUUUCUAUGUUUGUCAGCACCAUAUCCCCGCCCGAGGGUAAUCGUUUAAGGCCUGAACCACUCCGGGCUUUUUUACCAUAUCCGGCUUUUUUAACCACAUCCGGCUUUUUUACGACAUCAACCUGACAAGCCAUGGUUUGACACAAAUGCUUUUCAAAGUAGCGUUAAAACUAAUCCACUCGCUCGCUUCCUCCCUUACUAACGUACGUACAUGUCGUAAUAGCCUAUUGGUUGAUUACUGCAAAGACUCGUUAGAAAAUAUCAGGUGGCACGGGUGGCCCAGUCAUCUAAGGCGCCGCGAUUCGCUGUGCAGAGUUGCGUCCCUUGGGCACGCCAGAAACCUAUGAUUGUGGGUUCGAAUCCCGGUUCGCCCAAAUUAUGUUUCUA